UCUUUCGCUUUAAAUUUUCUGCCCCGAACAACAUGUUUAGCCUUGACAAUGAAUAACUGUCCUUCACAAUACAAAGCUUUACAUAGCAUGCUUAAAAUUACACUAAUUACUAAAAACACGCAACCUAUCGUUUUAUUUGUUCUAUAAAAUGAUGUUUAUCUAAACACAAUAUAAAACAUAUUGCGUGAAGGAAACUGUUUGUUUCGACAGAUACGUUUUGAAAAUGUCACAUGAAUAUUUAUUUAAAUAUUUUAUAUUGAUUGUUGUUUUUAUCGAUAUUAAAUUUGCUCUAGCUGAUGAUGAUGAUCGGUGUGUGAUAAGCUUCAGUGACGUGGUGGAAGAGUGCGACGGCUUCGACAAUCAGUUUGCAAAAUUGAAUUCCAUGUCCUUAGGAUAUGUUCACAAUAAUGGAAGUGGAGUCAGCCUAUCUGGCACAAUAAGUUUGUCCGACGAAAUUGAUGAUGGAUAUCAGUUAGAGUUACAAAUAGCAAAAGUAUCUGGUUCAUCGUGUAAUGAUAUUAUGUGGAUAGCAGCGAGUAACAUAUGCGCUAGUUUGAAAGAGGAAGACAUGCCAUGGUACGAACUAGUAAAGAAUUUGAACAUAGAAGAAUGUCCAAUUGUUAAGGCUGAUUACGUCAUGAACAACCUGCUUAUAAAAGACGGCUCGGCAUCGCACUUCUGUACUCCCGAAAUGGUUGGAGAAUAUUGCAUACAGCUAUCGAUCACAAACAGCAGGAACCAGGAAGUAGUGUGUUAUACUUCCUACAUCAGUGUAGAGGGCGGCGACAAAUAACUUCAAAUUAUUUAUAAAAUAAAUUAGCUUUAAGUCAUAACACUAUCAAAAUUUGAAGAAAAAACUUUUUAACCGGAUUAAAGUUAUGUAUUAUUAUAAAUUUACAAUUAUUUAACAUAAUUUUAGUUGGUAUCAACUAACUCCGGGG
Molecule: messenger RNA, 941 nt
Organism: Pieris napi
Lineage: Eukaryota; Metazoa; Arthropoda; Insecta; Lepidoptera; Pieridae
Exons: 4
Coding region: 224-793 (189 amino acids)
Source: RefSeq, a predicted model, not a curated record